UAUUACAAAUUACCAAAUUUUAUUGGAAUUUUAUGUGUAUUUGGGAUUUGUUUUUGUGCUCUUCUCUAUAUUAAAGGUUUAUUGUUGCCUUCAAAGGGUUUAUAUAAUAGGACUAAAAAUCCUAUUUUUGACUAUUAUUGGGGAAUUGAAUUGUAUCCACACAUUACACCUAUAAUUAGUUUAAAAGUGUGGAUAAUUUGCAGAUUUGGCUUAAUAUUAUGGCAAUAUAUUGUAUUAUUGUGUUGGAAAGCAAAUUAUGAGACAUUGCCCGAUGGUUCAAUCAAUUACUCUCUAACUGCCACUACUUUAUUACAAACAAUAUAUUUAAUGAAGUUUUACUACUGGGAAGACGGAUAUAUGAAUACAAUUGACACAUCUGUAGAUCGUUUUGGGUAUUAUGUGUGUUGGGGUUGUAUAGCAUUUGUACCGGGAUUUUACCCGAUAACGAGUGUCUAUUUGGUCGAUAACACACCAUAUAAUGAGUUUGGCAUCAAAUCAUUAAUUGCAGUCCUAACUGUUGGUCUAUUAGUGAUUUGCUUAAACUAUUGGGCAGAUCAGCAAAAAUUGCAUUUCAGAGCCACUAAUGGAAAGUGUGUUAUUUGGGGAAAACCGGCAAAACUUAUUCGUGCCGAAUAUAUCGAUGAUUUUGGCAAAAGAAAGCGAAGUAUUCUUUUGACGUCAGGGUUUUGGGGAAUAACUCGACACAUGAACUAUACAUUUGAAUUAUUGUCUACAUUCUUAUGGUGUUUGCCAGCACUAUAUGCCAGUCCUGUACCCUAUCUCUAUCUCAUAUUCCUAACCGUACUAUUAAUUCAUCGAAGUGUAAGGGAUGACAAUAAAUGUGCCCUAAAAUAUGGACAAUAUUGGCAACAAUACAAACAUCAAGUCAAAUAUCAAAUGAUUCCUUAUGUUUAUUAAACAAUUAUAAU
This is a messenger RNA of Medioppia subpectinata, 929 nucleotides long. The record is from the annotation of a GenBank genome assembly. Lineage: Eukaryota; Metazoa; Arthropoda; Arachnida; Sarcoptiformes; Oppiidae.